GCUGCUCCCGGAGUUUGCAGAACAGCGCGCAGUUCGGACGAACAUUGGGGGCUCGCUGUCUUCAGCUGUCCGGAGGAAUGGCCCCAGCGCUGCAUCUCCUGUGGGCUCUGAUGGUCCAUUUACCAGGUAUCCUGGCGGCCCCAGUUGUCACACAGACCGCAGUGUUCGGACCUGUCUCCGCGGGACAAACCGUCCGCUUAGAGUGUUGGAUGCGUAACGGAAAUGUUGCAAGUUACAGCAUGUACUGGUACCGACAGCGUCCUGGGGAGAGUCUAGAGUGGCUGAUCGGACAUGGUACGAAUAAUGACAUUUAUAGAGAAAACAGGUUCACUGACCGUUUCCAGCCGUCCAGAGACACCUCCAACAACAGUCACAUCCUGACCAUCGGCAGCCUGGAGCCCCGGGACUCCGCCGUCUAUUACUGUGCGGCGUGGGAUAGUGGAUGUAUCUUCGGCCAGGGGACAUUUCUAGAUAUAAAGAGUGGCGAGUCCAGGAAGCCCUCGGUUCUCCUGCUCCCUCCCUCUCGGGACGAAACCGGCACGGGCUCGGCCACUCUGUCCUGCCUGGUGAGCGGCUUUAAGCCGGGCUUGGUGGCGCUGCGCUGGAGCGUGGAUGGCGUCGAGACGGAGAGUGGGGUGACGACAGGGGCCGUGUCCCCGGACACCGACCAGACCUACAGGCUGAGCAGUUACCUGCGGGUCUCCGCCGCUGCCUGGAACAAGGGCUCGAGCUACUCCUGCAGCGUGAGCCACAGUUCGCUGAGCUCGCCUCUGCGCAACACCAUCUCUUCGUCCACCUGUGCGCAGUGAGGCCGCGCCAGUUGGCAGCACACGCGGAUUCUUUGCUCCGGUUUAAUGCAGUGAAACUUUCAUUUUUAAACAUUCGGGUUUUCCCAGAAACGGACAUUACAACCGUCUUGAGCAAUGAAAUUGUGUCGGAAUGUCCGCUUCGGGCAACAAACGGAAUGUUCAGUAAUUUCAGAAUUGAGAGCGAUCACUGUCCGCCUUUUACGACGCGCAUUUCUCUCUAGAAUUGUUCCCACUGUCCUGUGUCUGAACUUCCGCUGUGUGUAGAACGGGGAGAGAUUCCCCUGUAGACGGUGACCGUGUUGUGGUGGGAUCUUGUAUAACACAG
Pristis pectinata (smalltooth sawfish) is the source of this 1134-nucleotide messenger RNA. Its product is annotated as immunoglobulin lambda-1 light chain-like. The transcript is spliced from 3 exons. The coding region runs from base 78 to 809 and encodes 243 amino acids. Gene Ontology annotation, cellular component: MHC class II protein complex. The record is from RefSeq and is a predicted model, not a curated record. Gene Ontology annotation, molecular function: MHC class II protein complex binding. NCBI's taxonomy places the organism in Eukaryota, Metazoa, Chordata, Chondrichthyes, Rhinopristiformes, Pristidae. Gene Ontology annotation, biological process: positive regulation of T cell activation; peptide antigen assembly with MHC class II protein complex; antigen processing and presentation of exogenous peptide antigen via MHC class II.